Molecule: messenger RNA, 201 nt
Organism: Colletotrichum costaricense
Lineage: Eukaryota; Fungi; Ascomycota; Sordariomycetes; Glomerellales; Glomerellaceae
Product: cytochrome b2
Exons: 1
Coding region: 1-201 (66 amino acids)
Cellular component (GO): membrane; intracellular membrane-bounded organelle
Molecular function (GO): heme binding
Source: RefSeq, a predicted model, not a curated record
AUGUCCGAGGUUCGAAAACAUGCUUCCCGCAACAGCUGCUGGAUAGUCAUCAACAAGAUAGCUUACGAUGUGACUCAAUUUGUUGGCUCUCAUCCUGGCGGUGAGGCAGUCUUGCUUUCGUACGCGGGCCGCGACGCAACUGAUGCCUUUGUCCCACUGCAUCCUCCAGGUACCCUGAAGGAUUGCCUCAGCGCAGAGUAA